This is a messenger RNA of Microtus ochrogaster (prairie vole), 795 nucleotides long. It is a transcript of the gene Batf, whose product is annotated as basic leucine zipper ATF-like transcription factor. Gene Ontology annotation, cellular component: nucleus. The record is from RefSeq and is a predicted model, not a curated record. Gene Ontology annotation, molecular function: DNA-binding transcription factor activity, RNA polymerase II-specific; RNA polymerase II cis-regulatory region sequence-specific DNA binding. Gene Ontology annotation, biological process: regulation of transcription by RNA polymerase II. NCBI's taxonomy places the organism in Eukaryota, Metazoa, Chordata, Mammalia, Rodentia, Cricetidae.
AGACAGGAGGACGCAGGGGUCUGUCGGAGGUGGCUGCCGGGCAAGCAGGGAAGGCACCUGUGGAAAGUGGAGGGCUGGUGGCCCCCUAGCAGUCAGGAAGGGGAGCCAGCUAGUGAGCCGAUCGCCCAGAGGCAUCUGGGACGUUGUGGGAGAGCCCGGAAGAUUACAGCCAUGCCUCACAGCUCCGACAGCAGUGACUCCAGCUUCAGCCGCUCUCCUCCCCCUGGCAAGCAGGACUCAUCCGAUGAUGUGAGAAAAGUUCAGAGGAGGGAGAAGAACCGCAUCGCUGCCCAGAAGAGUCGGCAGAGGCAGACACAGAAAGCUGACACCCUGCACUUGGAAAGUGAAGACCUGGAGAAACAGAACGCAGCUCUGCGCAAAGAGAUCAAACAACUCACGGAGGAGCUGAAGUACUUCUCGUCCGUGCUGAGCAGCCACGAGCCCCUGUGCUCUGUGCUGGCCAGUGGCACCCCAUCACCUCCCGAGGUGGUGUACAGCGCCCAUGCCUUCCACCAGCCUCACGUCAGUUCACCGCGAUUCCAGCCCUGAACGUCCAGACAGGAUGAGGACAGAGCCCCAGUUGACGCUACUCCGGCAGGCCUUGGGAGGGGCAUGUAAACCGAAGCCUGGUUACCCUCAUACCCCAUCUGGACACCCAGCGGCAGAGGCCUGGACAACUAUUGAACACAAGAACUGUAGUGGCCAGAGGGACUCUCAGCAGAGUAUAGCCAAUGCACUGGACCCCGCAUGAGUGGAGAUGCAGUACCAAGUGUCAUGAAUGAUGCCCAAGACCCA